This is a messenger RNA of Pocillopora damicornis (cauliflower coral), 1619 nucleotides long. RefSeq lists its product as uncharacterized. NCBI's taxonomy places the organism in Eukaryota, Metazoa, Cnidaria, Anthozoa, Scleractinia, Pocilloporidae. The record is from RefSeq and is a predicted model, not a curated record.
AUACAAACUGAAAAUACUUUCUGUAAGAAUCACAGGUGGCUAAACAAUUCUAACUAGUUCGGCUUGUGAACAAGUGAGAGGAAUGCAGUGAAACAGAUAUGAAAUAGUGUUAAUUAUGGGCCAGAGUUGCAGUUGGAUGCACUGCUCUUGUUGGGAAAACUGUGCCUGUUGUCAGUAUGACUCGGCGAUUUGUGGACCUCGAUAUGCACGGUAUCAAAGCGACGAUAUUGAUGUUGACAUGGAAAACGUUGUGGGCGAUCUUCUCGAACUUGAUCCCUUACAGUACGACAAGGAAAGUGGAACAGAAAAAAUCAACGCGUGGAUCGAUGGAACUGUUCCUCAAAUCGGAUUGCCACCGAGUUUUGUCGCUAUCAGCCGUGCUAAGUGCAUCAAAUAUUGGCAAGUGUUACAGACUAAGCCCACCGCUAAACUGAGCGGUUCUUUUGUGCGGUUUUGCUUCGAAAAACGUCCAAACGGAGAGCUACCUAGAUUGCUUAUAGAACACAAGGGAAAAUCGGUCAUUGUCAGAAGUCCUCAGGAUCGAAUCAAACUCAAAUCCAACGAGCCCGAGGUACAUGUUUGAUGCACGACAUUGGAAAAUUAGAGGAAAUACUGUCAAAAGAAUAUUUAAUGAGCUGAUGAAUAGCAGGAGCUGUCAGCGAUAUUACUGAAUGACGUUUGUCUUCGUGAAGGGAUAAAAGGAAAAAAUCUAGUCUGUGAAUAUCUCCAGUGCUGCCCGAAUGGGUUAUCGUCACAUUUUUUUGGGGGGGCCUUUCGUUAGUUUCGUUUUCUGCUAGGACCUGAGAUCAGCUGAAGAAGACGAGCGCCGAUCGUGACAUGCUUACCUACAGUACAUUAUUUCAAGCUCGAUUUAUUUUCAUUUAUGUGGCGUAAGGGAGGUAAAAAGAGGUGUACGUCAUAGUAUUAGUAAUUUCAAAGCGUAUUUUUUGGUUACUUAAUUUGUAUUUAUUUAUCAGAAGAUAUAUUCUGGGAUGUAAACAGAUGAAACACACAUUUGACAUCGUUUUAAGAUGGCAUAUAGUCUUCUAUGAAGUAAGAAUUGAAAAUUUCUCGAGCGUCAUCAAUCAUAUUAUUACGACAACGGCGUUCAAUUCACAAAACUUGGGGAUUCAAUUUUUGGGAAGCAGAUAGGCAAAGAAGUUAAAAUUUCGAGUGAACUGAAUGCUUGAAUAGCUUCAAAUUCUUUGCAGUGUUAACAUACUCUUUCUCGACCGCUUUUAAUUACACAUAUUCGAUCUGCAUUUAUAGAAUGGAGAGUAUGUUUUGUUGGUAAGGAUUUCAGUGGACAAGGAUAAUAAAUAAAAAAAAGUAAAGUUACAUUCAAUCUGUUAAAUGUGUAAAUAAGUUAGCCAAAACCAAACAAUUGUAGACGUUGUAAGUUAUUUAUAUUGCGAUCUUUUAGAAACAUGGCUAGCAAUGACAAAAAAGAGAAUGAAUUCCUUCCAUGGAAUUUUAUUUAUUUAAUAGAUGUACAGCUUUCAGAAUUCUUACAUAAUAUUGAUUUUUUUCUUGUCAAGUCAUGAUCAUUAAGGAAGGGGUUUCAUUACUUCCGUGAAUUAAUAAAAAUUAACUUCUAAAGGUUAAAAUCUUGAACCACA